CGAUUUGCAAACGUUGAAUAGGCUCUCGUUCCAUUGCGCAAAAUUCAUCCAUUUUCAAUCGAAGCGAGGGGAGACAUCUUUUUCUCCCUUUGUGUCCCCUCCACCACCCACCACACUGUUCGUCAUCGUGUGGCGAUUUUCGUGGCAGGAACUGAGGACAGGAAGACCACCAGCAAGAAGUAAACUAUUUCGGGGGUUGGGGCCCUUUGGGAUGAGGAGUUAUUAUAGUGAGUGAGAGCAGCAGUGAGCAGUGUCGAAAGAUCGUGGUUUGUGUUGUUCCGCCACCCCCCGGGGAAGUAAAUUGUUGGUCCAAAAAAUGGAUCACCACAGUGGCAGUGGCGGUUGGCAGAAUCCACCGGAAACAGCUCUCGCUCCCCUGAGGACUCCCAAAGCGCUAGAUCUGUGGGUGAACGCCCCGGAAUUCGUCCCGAAAAAAACAGUACCCCCGCCACAUCAGCAGCCACAGCAACAGUACGGCAGCAGUAGCCAACAGCAGCAGCGCCACCAGCAGAAUCGCUUCCGAGGGGAUAACAACGGGACAGGGGGCGGAGGUGGUGGCGGCGGAGGGACUUUCAAUUUGACUUCUCAUUAUCCACCGCAAGACACCGUCGCCAAUGGUGCCCUCGUUAACGGAACUGACUUAGUCAAACCAUCCCUCAACGAUCGGAUAAGGAACAUCCAGCUAAGCACGUCGGGUCCCCAACCGCAAAUGGGUGGACAUAGCAACUUUAGUGAUAAUAAGGAUAUACGCAACUCAUCGCACUUUAACCACCACCAGCAGCAUUCGAACCAGCACUUUCCUCAACAUUCUCAGCAGCAACGUCUGCAGCAGCAUCUCCACCACCAGCAGCAACAGCAGCCGCAUCUCCCCCUACACCAGAGCGUUGGUAAUUCGGCCUUUCCAUUUGUGGGGUACUCGUCGACGGCGCUGAACAAUCAUCUGCACCAUCCGAUGCUUGGGGGCAUGGCGACAGUGGCCCACCAGGCCAGCGGGCCAGUCGGCGGUGGCAUGAUGCCUCAGCACGACAAUAGAAAUAAAAACAACAAUUCGUUCGUAAGGUCGAGGAUACAGAAUCCUCACAUGCAGUCACAUCACCACCAGUCGCAACAUCACCAGCAGCAUCCACAUCACCAACAGCAACAGCAUCAUCAGCAGCAUCACCACCAGCAGCAGCAACAGCAUAAUGAUUUUGGAGCUGAUGCCGAUUCCGAUCAGAUGUCGGAGAAUGAGAGUUACGCGCUGGAAUACCUAACUGAGGUGAUGGCAGAGCUGUACGACAAUCCUGGCAUGUUUGAAAACAUCCAACGAAAGUUCAAAGGAACUUUCUCCGAGUUCCGAAGUAGCAACUUCGUGCUAAGCAAUGCCGUGGAGUUCAUCUUUGAACAGUCGAUCAAGGAGCAAAACUUCCGCUACAUGGGGGCUCGUCUGUGUAAACUGCUGGACAGUCUGGACGAAGACCCGUCGAGCGUACUUCGACAGCUGUUAGGCAUGAAGAUGAAUCAUCAACAGUCGGAAUUGCUCAACUUUAUGACUCACGAGCAGGUCAAGGUGCGCGGUACGACACUCUUCCUGGCUGAACUGUAUAUGCAGCUGCGGAAACCGAAUGAUAUCAUGCGGAACGCUGAACUAGCAUUACGAAUCGUCGAGGCUGCCAAAGUACUUUUAGGUAAAGAAGGCCCGGAAAACAUCAAAUGUGUCUGCCAAUGCUUGAAGCUUUGCGGUUAUGAGCUGGAACGUGACUGUCACGACGAGCUGAUGGACAUCAUGCAAACGUUAGGACAACUUGAAGGUUCGACCGACAAUUCGACUGGUCGCUUUAUUCACUCGGUGCUGGAACUGCAACAGAAGUCCUGGGGUCGUAAUGAGGAAGUCGUUCCAGUUCUUCAACCCAUUAAUGAACCAACCUCAUCGACUGACGAAUUCGACAGUCCCGUAUUCUACGGUCCCGAUGGGCAAGUCAUGACACAGGAGGAGAACGAUUUCCUAGAAACGGCCGCCCCAGUCGCCUUCGAAGAUUACGAUGGAGAUGAAGGUGACCCCGACGAUCUGGUGGACGACGAAAACAUGACCCUGGAAAUCAAGCUGGCAUUCAAGGAAUUCAUAAGCGACCAUAAACGACAAAACUACUAGCCUGCUGUUCCGCCGCCAUUGACUGCAGCGCUGCUGUGCCCCAGCUGUUGACAAAAGGUCAAUCACGUGUGCGAAAAGGAAGCAGAUGUAGUAGCAACAGCGACCGCAGCCUAAAAAAAAACAACAUUCAGAUUUAGUAAGGAGUAUCCUAUUUUUAUCAAUAUUUAAUUUUAAGCUAAAUAUCGUUCCACGCGAGUGCCGCCCCUAGGUAGUCAUGGAAGAUUGGAAGCGCUGUCAGCCAAUUCAGCAUAAGGAAAUAGUAUCUGCAAUCGAGUAGAGUCAGUGAAGAAGAGCACAAUGUUUUACACCUAAUCCCGAAAAUUGGCUGUGCAAGCAUGAUGGCGUGCAAGAGAAUAAUCCUACUUAAAACUAGGCAGAAAGUGUAUCACACUUAAAGAUAGUUACAUAAAUCCAAUCAUCCACGCGAGUGAAGAGCAGGCCACUUCCAUAUCCAAUGAUCUUCAGUAAGUACAGCUCAGUUUUGUUCGCGUCUUUCCUCAUUUUGGGAGAAGUGAGCCAUCGUGAUUUUGCCAGCUUAGGCUUCAAUUGUGAAAAUGAAAUUAUAUACACUAAAAGAAAAAGAACUACCGAAGAAUAUCACGCAGAUGAGCGACUGAUUGCGUAGAUCGCUCCUCUGCGAUGAUGAAUUGUGUCACAGUUCAAUAAAAUCCGUAUGCCUAUCAAAAGCGCAGGAAGCUUCUAUCUGUUCCGAUUCUAGUUGUUUCACGUUAAACUAUUUAGGAUUGUGUUCCAAUUUCGAAUUGUUCUAAAUUCAAGAUACAACUUUGCAUGCUUAACCAUACAAAAGUAGUCAACAUUGCCGCCAUUUGUUUAGUAAGAUUUCCAGUGAUCAAUCACGAAGUUCAAAACGUCCUUGUUCGAAACCAAAAGACACGUGAAAGAUGCUGCUAGAGCAGUUGAAAAUAUGAAACCAACAGGACAGGUAGAGAGCAGAAAGCUUAUAACACUAGGCGAGCAACGACGAAUAAAAAUCUACAUUAAGCUUUUAGUAGCAACGGCUCUGGUUCGAGCCAACCUGUGUGAAAUCAAACAGACUACAGAAUACAGAUUCAAAUAAUGUUGCAAUGUUCACAGUGAUUCAGAACUGUUGAAAAUACACUGAGAAAAAAAAUAAUAAAAUGUUCAUCAAGAAUGAAA
Molecule: messenger RNA, 3289 nt
Organism: Armigeres subalbatus
Lineage: Eukaryota; Metazoa; Arthropoda; Insecta; Diptera; Culicidae
Gene: Paip1
Exons: 10
Coding region: 317-2131 (604 amino acids)
Biological process (GO): regulation of translational initiation
Molecular function (GO): protein binding; translation activator activity; RNA binding
Source: RefSeq, a predicted model, not a curated record